This is a messenger RNA of Drosophila pseudoobscura, 3681 nucleotides long. RefSeq lists its product as uncharacterized. Lineage: Eukaryota; Metazoa; Arthropoda; Insecta; Diptera; Drosophilidae. Gene Ontology annotation, cellular component: cytoplasm; plasma membrane. The transcript is spliced from 8 exons. The record is from RefSeq and is a predicted model, not a curated record. The coding region runs from base 200 to 3334 and encodes 1044 amino acids.
UUAUCGAAACAUGGCGUCGUCGUUUGUUGAUUUUUUGUUGUUGUCUAUGAAAAUGCAGAAAUUUUGCUGAAAUUGUGUGAAAUGUGAGAUUGAUUAAAGUGAUAGGCCCAAAGCAUGCAAAUUGAGGACCCGAUCCGGAUAUCCAGCAUUGUAGCCAUCGCAUCGAGAGGAAAGCUGCCACGGGACUGGCCCUGGGGAUAUGGCUGCGGCGGCUGCAGCACCUGCGAACUCAAACGCACCUGCACCUCUGUCGGGCGUUAGCUCUGGCGCAACGGGAGUCGGGGCCAUAAGCGGGGCCCAGUUUCGCGAAAUACACAAGAAUACGUGGUUGAAAAGACUGACGACCGAUGGAAAGAAACUAACCGUCGGACCCAAGAAAUCAGAGUGCAGCUGGGUGGUGUUCUGCGUGCACGAUGACACGGAGGCCCUGCUGGAGGGCUAUGCAGAGCCGCGCCAGGCAGCCGGCCACAUGCCAGAGUGGGCGGUGUCAUUGCGGGAGACGCUGCACAUAUCGCACGCCCUGAUCCCCAAUUCGCACGAGUUUGAAUUUGUUGUAACGCUUAGCAAUGAAGUGUUGCGCUUUCAUGCCGUGUCAUGGGAAAUUAUGCAAGAAUGGGUGGAAACGCUGCGUUCGAAGUUGCGCGAAAUGAAAAUUCUGUCGCCGCGCGAAAACCUCUACACAAAGUUACCUGAAGUUCGCGCCCCCUUGCUGCCCACACGGGAUCCCACAUCGCCGCUGCCGCCGCCACCCCCAGUGCCGGCGGCCCUAGUGCCGGGAGUGGAGCGUGUCGUGGCUGCUCAUCAACCGCACCCGCAGACGCAGCAUCAUCUGCCAGCAAGUGAACAGGCAGCCCCAAGUAAUGCUUCCACUCCGGUUCCAACUGCGGCUGCAGUACCACCAGCCACAGCCAUGUCCAACACAUUGACCCAGCAUCUGCUCAACAUGCUCUCCGAUCCCAUUAGCACCUACAGCGAGCAAAUAAGCGAGACCGCGACGGCUUCAGUGCCCCCCAAUAGACCCGAGGACGAGGAGCAGGCCACCGACGAGCCCCAGCAAUUGAACUCUGCCAGUGAUGCGGACGUGAACCUCUCUGAUGAUGAAUUCCUGUCGCCUCUUCUCCGAAGGGCCUGCGUCCUCACGGACAAUGGCGUGCGGGUCGAUGUUGUGGCAGCCACAGCGCAGCGUGCCUCCGCGGAUCAAAUCUUAAAUCUGGAACAUAUGCUUCAAUGUGAACGCCUAAUACCCAGACCCCAAACAUCCCGCUCCAUGUCUGCUGGAGCAGCUGAUAAAUCAAAAAGGAUGCCACGGAAACCACUUAUGUCUCAAGCCGCAAGCAGCGGCGUCCCUGGAACAGGAACCGAUGAGCCUCAGGACAACAUAACAAUCAUUCAAGUAUCGAACCCAAGUAACGGCCUGGAACGGCCGCCCGAAUUGCCGCCCAAGAACAACAGUAUAAUAGCCGAAAUCUUCCGCUUUCCCGAAGUCGGUGUCAAGACGAAGGCGGCGAGUGGCAAUCAGAAGCAGCAGCAACGUCCACAACCACAGCUGCAGCUGGACCCGCAACAGUCUCAAGCACAACCGCAACACGAGUAUAAAAGCAACGUACAAAUCAUUCCGUCCAAUGCCAGUACCAUUCAAGUGCUGGGCCAACAGCCCAGCAGCAGCAGUAACACCUAUACGACGCCCGUAAAACAGAGUGCUUCCAAUGCCCCAGCCCCACAGGCGGCUUCCAAUACAAACGCCAAUGCGAACACCACCAAGGUGAAGGUGAUGAGCGAUGGAGAGGCGACCACGGUGGCUGUAUACGGCACUUGCUAUCCAUCUUCGACAUCUCCAAUGGCAGCGACAGCGCCAAGCGGAAGUGCCGCGAAUAUCGCCGUCAAACCGCAGACGACGCCAAAGCUCAGCAAGAAGAUAAUCCUCAGCGCCAACACCUCGGGCAUCACGAACAUCAGCGUCAACAGCGAACAGACCAGCGACUCGAUAAUCAGCGGCAACGUGCACUACGAGAAGGUGUUCCUCUCCUCCAGUAUACCGAUCAGCAGCAGUAGCCCAACCAGGACACAGGACACAGAGCGGGGAGCGAUCAGCUCAAGCGUUCUUCAGGCUCAAACUCAAACUCCAAGCCAGCCUCCACAUCCCACGCCGGUGCAGCCCAAUGGCAGUCCGGCCCUGCCGCGCCGUCGCAUUGCCUCACCCGCGGCCCAGCCUGCAACGAGCUCUGGUCGCACCGUGCCACAGCUGACCCGAGGCCUGACCGAGCUGGUCAUUAGUUCGCGACCCAGUCGGCGCGACUUCCACUAUCUGAAGAUGCUCAACACCCCGCUGAGGGGCAAGCCGUCGUCGAAAACAACGAGCGCGGCCAACAACAAUAUCGAACAGCAGGCCAGCGCAAGCGCGGCCACGCCUGCUUAUCGAAGCAAUGCGGCCGCCCUUGCUGCUGACAGUCAAGAGCAGCGCAGGCGCAGCUCGUCCACCUCAGAUGCCCAGGCUCCUCUGCAGCGUAAUGCAGGUGCUGCAGGUGCCACGCAGCCGAACACUCAACGGAACGAACGGAACGCCAACAACAAUGAACAAUUUACCCCAGGACGGGGCGGGUUUCGAAUGCAACCGCCACCUCAGGGUGCUGCCUCGCCUAGCACGAAUCCGAACACCUCAGCAAUCCAGCAAUCGCCCAACAAGCGACUAACCCUGCGCGAGCAACAGGUGAUGCAGCUCCGACGCGAGAUCAUGCAUCCCGGUGGAGUGCGGCUGAAUCUGCGGCGCAAGGAUUGCGUGGGUUCCAUUGCCUGGGUGGAAGCCUUCGGGGGUGUAUGGAUUGCGGGUUGGAAGCAAAAAGAGCAUCCGGUGCUAUACAAUGCUCUGCACAUCGGCGACCAGCUGCUCUCCAUAGCAGGCGUGAGCAUCAGCAGCGCAACGGAGGCCAACAAGAUCAUUAGGAACACCAAUACUCUCUUUGUCGAGGUGCUGCUGCGUCGCAUUCCCUUUGGUCGGGCGUAUGCCAUACGCCGUGAUCGCGAGGGUCAGUGUCUGGGCCUCAUUCGUGAUGGCAAUACCUCAACGAUUGUGGAUGUGGUGCCCAACAGCUUGGCCGCUCGUCACGGACUGCCGCCAAAGACCCAAUCGUGCGAUGGAAAUGCCUUGACCUUCUGGAUGCUCACCGAGAUCAAUGGACGGCCGCUCAAUUUGUUCUUCAAGGACCUGGAGAUACGCGACCGCCUCAAUUCGGUGGGGCGCGACAUAUCAAUAUUGGUGCAGCCGUCGGAUUUGAUAACCAAGCUGAAGAAGCAACUCAAGUCACUGCGUGGCUAUAAGGACUAUCUAGUGCAGUAGUUUCUGCCCUGCUGCCUGGUGUCGCAUGGGCCACUUGAUGGUGCAGUCAUUGCCUAAUAACGUCCAAGAAAAUAGUCGAGUCCUGCACACUGUGGGGGGAGGCUGUGUGGCCAAUCGAAUUGAUAUAUAUAUUAUUUAUGUGUAGCUAUGAAGCAACUCGAAACUGUUAUAUGCUGGGCCAGUAAUCAUUCCAAUACCAACUCCAAUUCCAAUUCCAUUCCAUUCGGAUCGCGAAUGGAACCACUAUAUAGUCAACUCGUAUAUGUAGAACCAUUUUAUACACAUACUAUGAACGACAAAGGACUACUUAAAGGACUAAACUUAGUGCAGAACUAACAGAAAGCAAA